This is a messenger RNA of Aphanomyces astaci, 1013 nucleotides long. RefSeq lists its product as hypothetical. NCBI's taxonomy places the organism in Eukaryota, Oomycota, Saprolegniomycetes, Saprolegniales, Verrucalvaceae. The coding region runs from base 51 to 980 and encodes 309 amino acids. The transcript has 2 exons. The record is from RefSeq and is a predicted model, not a curated record. Gene Ontology annotation, molecular function: protein binding.
AAGGAAUACUAUCGAGGGGAACUAUAUACACGUUCUAUGCCACUUUAUACAUGCAUCGGAUGAAACGGACUGUAGUAAAAUCACGGUGUGACACCACAAGCGAAUGGCGGAGCGCCAAGUCAAAUGCCAGCACGAAAUGUUUGCCAAGCAUGUCUCGCUCGAUCCAUCCUAUUUUCCAACUUGCCACCAACAUGGCUCUUACCACACUGGUCCAAACCGCCGCUAUCGCCCAGAGGUGCGAAAAGGAAGCGGCGGGCCGUCCGCGGGUGUCCAAGACGUCCUUCAUGAUGAUCUACCUCUGCUUAUGCCUUGGAAGCAAGUUCUACGUGUCCUCGCAGCAGCAGUCGGAACUCCUGCUUGCGUCCGAGCUGUAUUAUUAUGACGACACCAACCUCCCCGUCUUCCUCCAGGACGAGCCGCCGCAGAUCUCGCCGGAAGAUGCCCAGCGCUUCCUUGCGCUGCCACAGGCGACGGAACAUCCAUUGCAUGCCGCGAUUCGGUCUGGGUCGUUGCAAAUGACACAACUGGCCCAUGAAACCUAUGAAGACGUGGAUGUGGUGUCCAUGCAGCAGCGAAAGACCCCACUCAUGCUGGCCGCGGAGUUAGGCCACGCAGACAUCGUCGCGUAUUUACUAGACCAGGGUGCCGAUGUGUUCGCAGAAGACGCCGCGGGAAACACAGCGCUGCAUGUGGCAUGCGAGGCUGGUCACGUGUACGCCACAUAUGUCCUCCUGACGGCAGGGGCGGACCUCGACCUUCCGAACGACCGCAUGCAGACGCCGGACGAUGUGGCCAUGCCGCACCUGCAGGAGCUUCUCGACACGAACGGAGUGAUCGCAGAUAGCAUUGUUCGGGGAUGGGACCGGCAGUUCAAGACCCACGGGUUUCUAGUUCCCACCGCCGUCGUGGCACGUCGAACGACGCGGUAUGCCCGCUUCCUCAAACUCGCGAAAAUCGUCGAAGAAGUAGGAAUUAUUUAAAUAGUCAACCGAAGAUUAUUAUUAUUACUUCAA